CAGUCGUUGCUAACACCUGCAGGUAGGUGGGUGUACCGUUAACCUCCCCAGUCGUUGCUAACACCUGCAGGCACGAUGAUCAGGGUUCGAGGCUCGGGCGUGCUGCUGCUGCUGCUCUUGCUCUCCUUACACACAUCAGCAAGAAGGAAUAUUGCGCCAGCAGCCAUUCCUGCAGAGAGGCAGCUGUUGACGUUACUGGGCGGCGGGUUGAGGCAUUCCCUCGUCCUCUCCACCCGUACGGGCAACACGGGUAAUGAAUGCUCUCUCGGCGACACCGGUGCAGCAGGCACCUGCACGCUGCUGAGUGAGUGCCCGGCCUACCACCACCUAAUAUCUGACCUUAAGGGCAACCUUGCGUUCUUCAGGAGCCGCAUCUGCAGAAUGACAAGCGAAAAUGUUCUCCUUUGCUGCCCACUGGCGCCCACUCGCCCGCCAACGGUCACCAAUGUGGGGCUGCGACAGCCAUCUUUCCCGCCGCCCUCUUCCGGUCAUAGCGGCGUGACAGGCGGGAGAGCCCCUUCUACGGAACACAGACCACUUGGACAACCAUCUAGACUACCUUUCCAGCCAACUCAAUCCGGAUUCAAUCCCCAACCAACCCAACCAUCCAGUAACUUCCCAGAUCGAUCCGUACAAUCUUCUUUCUCUCCGUCACUAACUACGCGGCCAGUUCUCCGCCCUGGAGGAGGAACUGAAGGGGUUCUGGGCGUCCAAGGCCCGACGGGCGAUAGGGAACCUGGCGCGCUGAAUACGCCUGACCCAACGGUUCUUCCCGAGAUCUCCUUCGUCAUUCCUCCAGAGGCCGAGUGUGGAACAAGGCCCAACACUUCCCUAACAAGGAAUCCUGGGUACUGGCCUUGGCUUGUAACUUUAGGCAGACUUCAAGGUGAGCAUUUUGAUCCCAUAUGUAGCGGGGCUCUCAUCACCAGCAGACACGUCUUGGCUGCUGCUCACUGUCUGGUCGACACCAGGCUCGCUACACCGACGCACGUUCGCCUGGGGAGUUCUCACAGAGCCAGGGACCUGGCCAUCGUCAACCACGUGGACGCCGGCUACAACAACAUCACCUCUCAGAACGAUAUUGCCAUCGUCACUCUGUCAGAGGUCGUGAUCUUCAAUGAACUCGUCCAGCCAGUAUGCCUACCAUUCAGGUUUGAGUUCGAUGGCUUCCGGUACCAGAAUCUUGACUUAGUUGGCAUGGGACCUAUCGUCACUACAGGAGAGAACAGAGUCCAGCAGUUGAGUCAGAAGAACGUGAAUGUGGCGAUCACUGGACUGGACAAAUGCCGGAGGACCUUCGGAGCGUACAAGACUGGGGUGUUUGAUCAUAGUAAGAUGUGCGCCUCUGGAACGUCAGCAAGAGACUGUAUGUCAGACAAAGGUGCUUCCGUUUACUUCUACGACGAAGACACAACAAAGAAGUACUUCUUGGUGGGACUCGUGUCUUUUGCCUUCGGGUGUACAAAGCCUGAGGAGCCUGGAGCCUACACCCGGGUGGGAGCCCAUGUGCAGUGGCUACAGCAACACAUGGACUGACCCCUCACACUCUGCGUAUACAUGUGGCAUUGAACACACACCCUGCGUAUACAUGUGGCUCUGAACCCUCACACCCUGUGUAUACAUGUGGCUCUGAACCCUCACACCCUGCGUAUUCAUGUGGCUCUGAACCCUCACACCCUGCAUAUACAUGUGACACUGAACCCUCACACCCUGUGUAUACAUGUGGCUCUGAACCCUCACACCCUGCGUAUACAUGUGGCUCUGAACCCUCACACCCUGCGUAUACAUGUGGCUCUGAACCCUCACACCCUGCAUAUACAUGUGACACUGAACCCUCACACCCUGUGUAUACAUGUGGCUCUGAACCCUCACACCCUGCAUAUACAUGUGACACUGAACCCUCACACCCUGUGUAUACAUGUGGCUCUGAACCCUCACACCCUGCGUAUACAUGUGACACUGAACCCUCACACCCUGCGUAUACAUGUGGCUCUGAACCCUCACACCCUGCGUAUACAUGUGGCUCUGAACCCUCACACCCUUCGUAUACAUGUGGCUCUGAACCCUCACACCCUGCGUAUACAUGUGACACUGAACCCCUCACACCCUGCGUAUACAUGUGGCUCUGAACCCUCACACCCUGUGUAUACAUGUGACACUGAACCCUCACACCCUGCGUAUACAUGUGGCACUGAACCCUCACACCCUGCAUAUACAUGUGACACUGAACCCUCACACCCUGCGUAUACAUGUGACACUGAAACCUCACACCCUGCGUAUACAUGUGGCUCUGAAUCCUCACACCCUGUGUAUACAUGUGACACUGAAACCUUACACCCUGCAUAUAUAUGUGACACUGAACAUUCACACCCUGCGUAUACAUGUGACACUGAAACCUCACACCCUGCAUAUACAUGUGGCUCUGAACCCUCACACCCUGCGUAUACAUGUGACACUGAACAUUCACACCCUGCGUAUACAUGUGGCACUGAACCCUCACACCCUGCGUAUACAUGUGACACUGAACAUUCACACCCUGCAUAUACAUGUGACACAUGUGACACUGAACACUCAUCCUGCAUAAACACGUGGAACAUGCAAUAUCUAUUUUCUUAAUUGAUUUUUUAUAAAAAAAAUCUGAGAGAUCUUGUUAGAUUUGUUAAGUAAACUAAGAAACCAGUUUUAA
Procambarus clarkii (red swamp crayfish) is the source of this 2686-nucleotide messenger RNA. The record is from RefSeq and is a predicted model, not a curated record. NCBI's taxonomy places the organism in Eukaryota, Metazoa, Arthropoda, Malacostraca, Decapoda, Cambaridae.